This is a messenger RNA of Prorocentrum cordatum, 1134 nucleotides long. NCBI's taxonomy places the organism in Eukaryota, Dinophyceae, Prorocentrales, Prorocentraceae. The record is from the annotation of a GenBank genome assembly.
AUGUACGUCAGCUCGUCCAGCCUGUCCUUCGUCGGGCUGGAGCAGUGGUUGGCCUUUGUAUGUGCUAUGCGAUGGGUGCAGCUGGUGUACGCUCUCCGGGCGUUCGAGUGCUUCGGCCACCUCCUGCUGCCGAUCACCCAGUCGCUGGCCCCCACGCUCGGGAUCUUCUGCAUCACCGUGUUCGUGUUCGUGGGGUUUAUGCACGCCUUCAUGGCAUUCGACGUGCGCCUCGACGCGCACGGCGCCAGACUGACGACGGUCAUCGCCACGUUCCGUUUCCUCUUCCUGGGCGACGGGCAGGGCAGCGGCCGCGGUCGGAGUCUGGGCCUCGAGAUGGGGUCGAACUCGUUCUGGGACCAGGAGAGGCUGGCCAUCUGCAUCCACUACAUGUUCCAUCCGUCCUGCCCCCGCAGGCGCCCCGCGGAUGGCCAGAGUUCCGCGCCUCUCCCGUGGUGGUGGCGCGCCGCCACCUGCGCGGCCAUUUUGGUGCUGGCCGCCACCCUAGUGGAGCGGGGGUGGGACGAGGCGGCCCAGAUGGAGCCCGAGGCCGGCCUGCAGGCCCUCGCCGCGGGGGGCGCGGAGUCCGAGGUCGCGGCCGAGGCGGCCCUGGCCGCGCCAAUGCCCGCCGCGGCCGUGGCGGUGGCGCUGUGCGUCGGGCUGGCCGGGCUGUGCUGGCUCCGGCGCGCGGGCGCGGCCGGCGGCGGCGACAAGGGCCCUGACGCCUUGGGCACGGAGGAGCUGCGGCGCCGGCGCCUGGAGGCGCUGGCGGCGAGGCCGGCGGCCAGCGCCGAGGGCGGCGCUGGGGGCGCGGCGGGGGCGGCCAGCGGCGGCGGCGGCCCCGAGCGGGGGGGCGGCGGCGGCGACAGCCCCGUCGGCCGCCCCGCCGCGGCGUUCGCCGUUCAGGUCCGGGGUUUCGUGGACGGCUGCUCCCGCACGCAGAGCGUUGGCGGCCUCGCGGCCGCCAUGAGCGUGGGCCAGCUGCAAGACGCUGUCGCCGAGGCGUUCGGCCCCGCGGCGGCUGGGCGGCGGCCGCGUCUGUUCCUGGGGGCCCAGGAGCUGGAGGAGCAACAGGCUUCUGCAGAGGCUAUGUUGGGUUCCGCCGAAAGGUACCGCAAAGGUAUCGCAGAGCUAUGA